Molecule: messenger RNA, 2749 nt
Organism: Spirodela intermedia
Lineage: Eukaryota; Viridiplantae; Streptophyta; Magnoliopsida; Alismatales; Araceae
Source: the annotation of a GenBank genome assembly
AUGGAGGAGAUUACGGAGGCUGUCGGAAACAUCAACAUCGCCGAUGCUCACAAGAAGAAUAGGAUCCAGGUGUCGAACACGAAGAAGCCGCUCUUCUUCUAUGUCAACCUGGCUAAGGUAUGGGAAACGCAGACGCAAGGAUGCUCCCUGAAAGAUAUAUAUUCUUAUCUGGAUGUUUGUUUCUGAUUCAGACCUGUUUUUUCGUUGACCAUUGUAUCUUCAUUGUCCCGAAGUUUCAUGGAUGGGCUGGUAUACAUUUGGAGUGCGUUUCGUCGUUACAGAUGAUCUGUUUUGCUUUUAAACAUUAUUUGUUUCUUCUAUACCUUGUAGUUUUUUCCCUUUUCGUUCUUACUAUGAGCAUAUGUUCUCCUCGCAACCGUCUCCCUGUGGAACAGUAAUCUCAGGUGUGCUUGCUACUGUCACAGUAGAAUGCAGAUAUUUGUAUAUUUUAGUAAUUUAUUGAAUAUUAUGGUAUUCUUUGUGAUAUUUCUGUCUUUGUAACACCACGUCUGUUCUGCAGCGAUACAUGCAACAGCACAACGAGGUGGAGCUUUCUGCUUUGGGAAUGGGUACUAUUUCUUCUCCUAGACUUCGCACGGUCCAUUUUGAGUGGUUAAUGCCGAGAUGCUUUUUGUGAAGAUCAAGUUAUAUUUAUGCCUAUCAAACGACAACGUCAUUUGCAUGUCUGUUGAAAAUUGUGGUGUGCAUCAUAGGAGGCCUCGUAAUGAGAAAAUAUUAUAAUUAAAUAAUGAAAGAGUUUAAGAAGUUUUUCUCUAUCAUUUCAAUGUUUCAAUCAUCGGUGAAGCUUUGAUCAUGUCUGCACAUGUCUUGAUUCACAUCGAUUGAGCAGGUUUACUUUCAUCAUUUUUUUUGUUCUGCUUCUAAGGAAUUUUAUGUACCACGCCGAGAUGGGUCUCUUUGCAUGAACGAUCACAUUCCCAGAAUCAGGAAAUGUCGCUGCCGCAUAUUAGCCGAUUCUUAUCUUCCCCAGGGCCACCAAAGUAACUUUGAUGCCCACAGGAAGAUGUGUAUAAGAUGACGCAUAUUAUAAUUUUUUUGUCCAUGGAACCUUUUUGUUUCUUCGUAGAACCUUUUUUUGGCCGUGGAAAAUGAUUUGAUGAAUAUAUCCGUUCGUCAUCAAUAUUUUUCAUGUUGGUGUGUUUGCUAUACAAUUUCGUUUAAAAUCAUGUCAAGUUGACAAUUGGGGAACAAUCGGGAGGGACUUGUAGAUUAAAAUAUUAACCUUGAACACAUUCCUAUCUCUAAGACCAAUCUAACUGGGAAGCUGAUUAUAUGUGAAGGGGUAAUUUCUGGCUUAUGAAGAAAAAUUUUCAGGGCUUACGUCGUGAUAGCCGUCAUAAUUUUGAGCCUAAGUUAGAGAGGCUAAUGCCUUGUUUUACUGUUGGAAUAUAUUGUGUGGUAAGAGUUGGGACAGACGCCUGCAAAUUUGAGGUAAAUAUUUACCAUUUCUAUUGCUAGGGAUGAUUAGAAAGUGAUGAUCAGAUUCUAUGCAAGAAGCUUAGCGUGAUUUUUUCCCCAUGUCUCCUGUAUUAGAGAAGUCCAUGUUCUUGGAAACCAAUGUUUUUCUUGAAAUCGGAUAUUGAAAAUAUUGUAAUUCCAUGUCGACCUCCCUACAGUUAUUUACUUUAUUCUUAAUUUUUUGUUAGGCUUUGUUAUUCCUUCUCUUUGGGUGUAGCUCACGUUCAUUCUCUUAGUUUUUUCCUUCUUCGUCUGUAGAGUUUUGCAUUCAAUGUUUGGAGAUACUAGUAGAGAAUUAAUGCCACACUUCGAAACCCAUUAAUUUUUUCUAUUCGUUCAUCCCCUCCCCCCUGUAAAGUGAAUUCCACAUGGUUUUCUCUUCUGGAUUGAAUAGCAACCGCCUGAAGGGUUUUUGUGAACUACGAAACAGACAGUACACGGUUAAAAUAGUUCCAAGGAUAAUGAGUUCUUUUUCUCCCCGUAUUUCUUUUUUUUUCCCCUUUCAAUUUUCCUUCUUUCCUUGAUUUGCAUAUAUGGUCAAGUGCUAUGGAGAGUAGAUCCCUCAGAUCUUGCAGGAGUAACUGGCCCCAACGGGGCAAUGGCUUCGGCUUAGCCAGCUCACCCGUGAAUAAUGCAGUCGGUGGUUUGAAUUCCGUCUCUAGGGUCGUAGAUAGGCAGGAGAAAUAAAUUAGAACCAAAAUUAUUAGGUUUGGGACAUCCGAGUUCUAUUAUUAGAACUCCUGUCUGUGCUCAUAGUCAACCUUCUUCCUCCCUUUGACCUUGUCAAGGUUUCUUUCUCUUCCUGGCAACUGUAUACCAUUUACACUUCUCCAAGCUGCUCAAGAUCUCACAUAUUCUUUCUCUUUGUGAAAAUUCACAGCCAUUGCAACCGUCGUUACCAUUGCCGAGAUUCUGAAGAACAAUGGACUUGCUGUCGAGAAGAGUGGGUCUCCCCCCUUCCUUUUCUUCGAUGCCUCGUUUUUCUCUCUUCUUCUUAACCGUUGACUAAAACUCCUGCAGAGAUCACGACUUCCACUGUGGAGGUCAAAGAUGAAUCAAGAGGGCGACCCAUGCAGAAAGCCAAGGUCCGAUCCGACCUUUUUUUUUUUUGCCUUGUGAAAAUUCUCAGGAUCUAAAACCCUGCGUUUCGUGGGGUUUCUUUCUUUCAAUGUAGAUCGAGAUUCUGCUUGGCAAGACGGCGAACUUCGACGAGCUGAUGGCUGCGGCGGCGGAGGAGAGGGAAGCUGGAGAGGGCGAGGAGCAGAGCUGA